This is a messenger RNA of Manihot esculenta (cassava), 1067 nucleotides long. Its product is annotated as cystinosin homolog. Gene Ontology annotation, cellular component: vacuolar membrane. Bases 422 to 964 code for a protein of 180 amino acids. Gene Ontology annotation, molecular function: L-cystine transmembrane transporter activity. The record is from RefSeq and is a predicted model, not a curated record. Gene Ontology annotation, biological process: L-cystine transport. Lineage: Eukaryota; Viridiplantae; Streptophyta; Magnoliopsida; Malpighiales; Euphorbiaceae. The transcript is spliced from 8 exons.
UAUUUGGAUCUAGGGUCUGACUCCUUGCCUUCUUAGGUGAAAGAGGAGGGGAAGACUCCGGCCGUUAAGAGUUUUGUCUUUGAUUUCUAAGUCUCGUUAAGUUGUUCUGUUAUGCUAUUACUUGGACUUCGUGGGUUCAACCCUGAUCCUUCUAUGUUUGAGGAAGAAGCAACGAUUUUGGGUUUGUGUUUAUCAGACUAUUCCUCUCGGCUGCUAGUCGCAGGGGUGCAACAGAUCUUGGUGUGGUGUUCUUUGAAAGUUUUCCUCAGGGGUAUUCGGAGAUUUAUUUGUUGUGGGUUUGAACUUCGAUUUCGUGGUGUUGAAUUUGACAAAGCACUCAUCUUACUUGAUCUAUAACGCUUCUCUUUACUUCAGCUCUGCUAUUCAGAAGCAGUACUUCGACAAGUAUGGCGAGAAACAGAUGAUUCCUGUAGCUGCCAAUGAUGUUGCAUUUUCAAUUCAUGCCGUUCUGUUGACAGCAAUUACAUUGUUCCAAAUUGCUAUCUACCAACGGGGACAUCAAAAUGUAUCUAAGAUUGCUUUGGCGAUUGUUUGUAUUGUAUGGAUAGCUGCCGCAGUUUGUCUCUUUGUAGCAUUGCAUCGCCAUUCUUGGCUCUGGCUCAUCUCUGUCUUCAACUCAAUUCAAAUUUGUAUGACAGUGAUCAAGUACAUACCCCAGGCAGUAAUGAAUUUCAUGAGAAAAAGCACAGAUGGGUUCAGCAUUGUGAACAUUUUGCUUGAUUUUCUUGGUGGGAUGACAAAUUAUGCCCAGAUGACUACACAGUCUAUUGACCAACAUUCCUGGGUGAACUUCUAUGGCAAUAUAGGGAAGACAAUGCUAUCUUUGGUAUCUGUAUUGUUUGACCUUGUUUUCAUGUUUCAACAUCAUUUCCUUUAUUCAGACAAGAGGAAGAAGCAUACAUCCCCUGAAAUCAACACCUCUUUACAUUCUCAAAAUGUUUAGAAAUCUUUCAUAUCUAAUUGGUUCAUUGAAUGUAUUAUAUUAGAAAUAAAUAAUUUAAUUUUAAAUAUCCAAAUUAUUAAAAAUGGUCAGGUCUACCUUUCAA